UAUCGUAACCAACCGCCACUGCAUCUUAAUGCAACGCUGUUCGCAACCAAUUCGCUUCUGGUUUAUUUUGACUAUAAAAAAACUCAAAAUAACAAUCAAACUGAGGCAUUUCUGAAGAAUCUGAGGAGGCAGUGAGGGGCUUUUUAGAUGUAUCCUCCAUUGGGGGGGGGGGGGGCGAGCAUACUGGACAACUGCGAUCGAGUUGAUGGUCCUUCCUCAGCAGGACACUAUGAGAAGCCCUUAGUUCAUGUAGGGACUUCGGUCAUUAACCUUUCACGAAUACCUACCGAGUAAUGCUCCUCUUUAACAUCUGUUACUCAAACAAUAACUAACAAAUCAUCUACAUUAAUAACGGACUAAACGCAAAGAACAGCAUGCGUCUCAAAGUGGCCUCAACUACAAUAAUCUAAGUUCAUUCUUCAAUGACAUUAGUCUUUAUUAUUCACCGUCGUGAGGCUUAUUAACGGCGUUCACUUGGGGCUCGUUUGCAUUUAGUUUUAAUUGGCGCAUGCGCAGAUGCACAAUGAGACAACGUACAGGCGUUCUUUUUGUAAUGGGAGGACCACAGGCAUUUUAUUCAUGUAUAUAAAAGCUCUAUUUUGAGGAUGCACGGGUGUGUGUUGCAAUUGAGUACAUAAAGUUGAGAUCACCAUCGUGUUCCACCAGUUUCCCCUCAUCCAAGUGCGCGUAAACCUGAAGCCUGCCGUUCGGUUCGUCUCCCCUCCUCCUCCACCUCCUCCCCCCACCUUGCCUCGCUGUUCCCGGGUUGUCUGUUGUCUUGAAGUGGGUUCGGGGAAGUGUUGAGGGGGGCGGAUAGUUUUCAUUUUCUCCACAUCGGGUUCAGCCAAUAAUGUCGAAGGGAACUGUUGUGCACAUCUCAGCUGGCAGACAUUUAAAAAGGGAGACAGUCCGGCGCUGGAGCAAUUUGUAUUAACCCCCCCCGCCCCCCGGACCCCGUCUAUGUCUAUGGAGCGGUUAGUCUCCCACCCAUCCACAUCCCCAGCGGCGAACGGUCGGCAGCAGUAGACGUCGAUCACUUCGGAAGGUGCCGUUGGAGGACUGACGGGAUCGUAACAACGCGCGCGCAGCCUCAAACAGGAUGGCCGGCUCCACGCGUAUCUUCUGCAUCUUCUGCAGCGUGCUCUUCGCCGUGGGGUUGCUCUCCUUGCCCGUGGAUUCCAAGAGAAACCGAGGUUCACAGGGUGCCAUUCCCCACCCCGACAAAACCAACCCUAACGAAUCUGAGCAGCAACCGCAGACUCCGCAGGCGGGCCCCGGGCCCCGGCAGAGGCAGGGCUCAUCCUCACCGGCCGACGAGGUGCUGGAGUCCAGCCAGGAAGCUUUACACGUGACGGAGCGCCAGUAUUUGAAACGGGACUGGUGCAAGACGCAGCCGCUGAAGCAGACCAUCCACGAGGAGGGCUGCGUCAGCCGCACCAUCAUCAACCGCUUUUGUUACGGACAGUGCAACUCCUUCUACAUCCCCCGGCACAUCCGCCGGGAGGAGGGGGCCUUCCAGUCCUGCUCGUUUUGCAAGCCGAAGCGUUUUACCACCAUGACUUUCACGUUGAACUGCCCGGAUCAGCAGCCACCCACCAAGAAGAAACGCAUCCAGCGCGUCAAACAGUGCCGUUGCAUUUCCAUAGACCUGGACUGAAGAGAUGCGUUGUGUGUGUGCGCGCGCGCGUUGUUCUGGUUCAUCGCAGACAACAAAUGCCCGUCUCCAUCUCGAAGGCGUCUUACACGUCGGCUACAAAGACUCCGUUCUUGCACAAUGUGAACAAACAUUGACUGGCAUUUAUAAACCAACGAUGAAAUGCAAAGAAACGUUUUGCUUCUCACCAUUUAGCCAAGUUUGAAAGCAAGCAUCACUGCACGGGAACGCGGGCUUGGAAUGGGCACGUUUUUACGCACGGCUUCGUCACCCGGGAGGACUGCAUACCUCCGGCUUAUUUAAUACACCGAGACCCUUAUUGUGACAGGAAAACAUUAGUCACUCCUUUGUAUUUUUGUGUGCCUGUGAUUGUUUAACUGGACGUUUCCACUGUGUGGACCACGAGGAAUGAGUGGCGGUAUUUGUAAAUUAAAAAAUUCGAUUUUAUUUCGAUUCUUUCACGGUGAAUUGAUUUCUGUGAAUUUCGAGUAGUUCAUUUGUUUUGAGAUGGAUGCCUAUAAAUUUGUAGAGGCCUUUUCUUUUAGUUAAAACGGACAAUGUACAGUGAUUAAAUAGUUGUAAUAUGUACAGCCAUCUAAUGUAACCGGUUUGUUUAUUCCUUAGAUUAAAUUAUCCCUGAAAACUUCAAAUAAAUGGAUGUAGUAGAAAUAUUG
Gasterosteus aculeatus aculeatus (three-spined stickleback) is the source of this 2328-nucleotide messenger RNA. It is a transcript of the gene grem1b, whose product is annotated as gremlin 1b. The record is from RefSeq and is a predicted model, not a curated record. Gene Ontology annotation, molecular function: BMP binding; receptor ligand activity. Gene Ontology annotation, biological process: animal organ morphogenesis. NCBI's taxonomy places the organism in Eukaryota, Metazoa, Chordata, Actinopteri, Perciformes, Gasterosteidae.